UCCACUCUUCAAUGAACAAAUUUCUAUGGAUGUAUCGAAAAAGUGUGAAAAGAAGAAAAUUGUUCUCGAUUUUAGUGAAUUUCCACCUUCAAAAUACGAGAAAAAAAUUCGAGAACAAAAUUUUUACUCAGAUACUAAAAAGCCAACUGCUUCAGAUGAACAAAAAUCGCCAUUCUAUUUGUCAUUAAUCGAAGAAAGUAACGAAAUGCCAAGCGUGAGUGACCAAAAUAAAUUGAAAGCAAAAAUAAAUAAAACUAUUUCCGAAGAAUCCAUAGUUAAAUCGACUUAUGACUGUAAAAAAAAAUAUCAUACAUAUCCGAAGUCUAGAAUACCAGUCUCAAAACGUACCAUAGAGCGAAAAAUCGAAAAUUAUGUCAUGGAUCCUCGAAUGUUUCCGUUGGAGCCAAGAGAAAUUGAUCUAGAGUCUUUCCAGCAACUACAUACAGUGGAUAGCCAAGAAGAAUUGCAGGAAUUUUUAUUGCUUGAAAGUCAAUGCAGCGGAAAUCUUGGAUUAGCGGCCACCAUUUCUACAUCCAAAGUGUUUUAUGACGAAUAUAACAUCGAAGACGAAAGAGGCACGAUGUCAGACUACUGACAUGAAGUUUACGCAAGUAACAUUGACAUCAAAA
Linepithema humile (Argentine ant) is the source of this 629-nucleotide messenger RNA. Lineage: Eukaryota; Metazoa; Arthropoda; Insecta; Hymenoptera; Formicidae. The record is from RefSeq and is a predicted model, not a curated record.